CAGCUGUCCCGUGCAUGUCUCGCAGGCAGACCAGACCAACAGCGAUCAUGAGUGAAUGGUUGUGAUCCUUGCCAGCCAUGACUACAGCCCGGGACACGCGACCCUCCCUCAAUUGAUCUUGCCCACCCAAGAGCCAGCGUCGCUGCAACUCCGACUUUGCAGGCGGCCCCGCGACUCUCAAAACCCUAUAUCCACGCCGCUCACCCCAGCUCGCGGUAGCUCCCUAUCUAGCCAAGCUCGACUGGAGUCAGGCGCGGUGCUCAAGUGGCGUGAGCAGUGCCGGAUAGAGAAGAGCUCCCUUGAGCAGGGCUCCCGUCCGUGUCCCCCGAUCCCCAUUCCUAACCCGUCACCCCGCUUCCGCACAUCCUCUUCCUCCCUCAAUCCAUCCGAUAGCCCUGACCUGACGCCAUCCAUUUCGAAGCCUUUGAAAGAGCCAUCUACCACAACAGUCUCAGCUGCCCAGAUUCCAGAACAGCCCAUUGAGAGUGCACUGAAGCUCCAUCGCCCCCCCGCCAUCCUCCUCCGGGCCCCCAUUGUGCCUCAGCAGUACCGCACGCGGGCGACGACAGACUCGCUGAGCGAUUGACGACGACACAGGCUUCAGUCGGCCCAAGCACCUUUGGAGUCGUCAAUUCACGGCAUAGAUCUGGCCGCGCGCUCCUUCCAUUGACGCCUUGCAGCUAGCACAAUCAUCACUGCGGCUCAUAGCUCGUACGCGGAACAACCAAAGCCGAUUGAGCUUAAGCGGAUGUCAGCGAGCACACUUACCUAACCCGCAAACUUUCGCUGCGAGAGCUUCUCACUCGACAAGCCUUUCCAGAGCCGAUUGCCGUGCUUCUCGGCUCCCAUGUACUGAGCAGCCAAGCAAACAGUUCGGGGCCAGCAUUGUGGCACGCCAAGUCCUUUCGUGUGCUUCCCACGCACCGUGGCU
Messenger RNA from Microdochium trichocladiopsis, 931 nucleotides. RefSeq lists its product as uncharacterized. The transcript has 2 exons. The record is from RefSeq and is a predicted model, not a curated record. Lineage: Eukaryota; Fungi; Ascomycota; Sordariomycetes; Xylariales; Microdochiaceae. Bases 56 to 586 code for a protein of 176 amino acids.